GGGCGGAGCCUGGACGGAGGUGGCGCCUGGGGCUCAGCCCAAUUUUCCGGGUGAGGCUCGAGGGGCGGCCGCGGAGGCGGGGCCUAGAGCACGGAGCCUCGCUCUCCGCCCGAACCUGGCGAGAGACCCCGCCGCAGCCUGAGCCGCCGGGAGCCGGAGCUGGCGCGGAGGCCCUGCCGGAGCCGAGCUGAGUCGAGCUCGCCGCCUGACACCGGCCGCAGCGCAGGCCGGCGCGUCAGCCCGCCGCAGGGUCUGGGCACUGUCGGAGGUAGCGAGCCCGUCCACCGGGACCACCGGCACCACCGGGCGCGGGAGCCCGGAUCGCCCUUGCAGGCCUGGCCUGAGCACGCUGGAGGACCUGGGGUUUGGACUGAAGAGAAAAGGGAUGGAGGAUUACAUGUAACCAUAGCGUGGGCACUAGAAGGGGAGAAGAGUGGAGACUUCGCCUGGCACGGGGCAGAGGUGCCCGGCGCUUACUAGGCCAGGCUUGAGCACCAGGGAGCUUGGCAUCCCAGCAGAAGCGACCUAGGCUCUGCCCUGCCUGAGCCGGGGACACAGCAUAGCUCUUGGACCUCGGCUGUCGUAGGCCGGGCACAAGAAGCAGUGUCCUCACCUGAGACCGAGCGGGAUCUACAGUGGGGCUCUCUGGUGGCCCAGAGCUGGUCGCUGGGGAGCCGGCCUCCUGACCCGGCCCCACUGGUACGGAUGUGCCGCUGCCCGCGGGAGCGCCAUGACGGCAGGAUGACCUCAGCUGAGGCAGUGGCGGUGGCUGGCGGUGCUCGGUGGGCCGGGAUCCCCCAGUGGCCCCCUGACACCCCGCAGGCGCUGCGGCGGCCUGGCCGGGCCUGGGUGGCCGUGGCAGCGCUGGUGUGGCUACUGGCGGGAGCCAGCAUGUCGAGCCUCAACAAGUGGAUUUUCACGGUGCACGGCUUCGGGCGGCCCCUGCUGCUCUCGGCACUGCACAUGCUGGCAGCUGCGCUGGCAUGCCACCCGGGGGCACGGCGCCCCAUGCCCGGCCGCACACGCCGCCAAGUGCUGCUGCUCAGCCUCACUUUGGGCGCCUCGAUGGCCUGUGGCAAUGUGGGCCUGAGCGCUGUGCCCCUGGACCUGGCGCAGCUGGCCACCACCACCACGCCACUGAUCACGCUGGCCCUGUCCGCGCUGCUGCUCGGCCGCCGCCACCACCCACUGCAGUUCGCCGCCAUGGGCCCGCUCUGCCUGGGGGCCGCCUGCAGCCUGGCGGGAGAGCUCCGGACACCCCCAGCUGGCUGUGGUUUCCUGCUGGCGGCCACCUGCCUCCGUGGGCUCAAGUCCAUCCAGCAGAGUGCCCUGCUGCAGGAGGAGAGGCUGGAUGCGGUGACCCUGCUGUAUGCCACCUCGCUGCCCAGCUUCUGCCUGCUGGCAGGCGCGGCCCUGGUGCUGGAGGCUGGCGUGGCACCGCCGCCCGCCCCCACCGACUCCCGCCUCUGGGUCUGUAUCCUGCUCAGCUGCCUCCUGUCUGUGCUCUACAACCUGGCCAGCUUCUCCCUGCUGGCCCUCACCUCGGCCCUCACUGUCCACGUCCUGGGCAACCUCACUGUCGUGGGCAACCUCAUCCUUUCCCGGCUCCUGUUUGGCAGCCGCCUCAGCACCCUCAGCUAUGUGGGCAUUGCGCUUACCCUUUCAGGAAUGUUCCUUUACCACAACUGCGAGUUCGUGGCUUCUUGGGCUGCCCGCCGGGGCUUCUGGCGGAGAGACCAGCCUGGCAAGGGUCUCUGAGACCUGAGGGAGCACAGGGACCACGCGGGACUGCCUCAGCCUGAAUCCAGCCUUGGCCCGUGGCCAUGGGAAAACGGGGAGAGUGGGCAGCCUCUGGGGCUGUCGGGGGAGAUGGGUCUUCCUGCAGGGCCACCUUGGAGGCUGGAAUGGGGACUCCCAGAGAGACCCACCUCCUGUCCCUGCCUGCCUCUCCUCAUCACAGACCCCACUCACCACUGGAUGGUGGGUCCAAGCCCGGCACAGUCACUGUGCUUGUCAGAGUAAUUAUUACGAUUAGUAUCAACUACUACGCCGAAAACUGCUGGCCAAACUUUGAAAACCUCACCAUGUUCUAAUGAUGAAGAUGAUGAUGAUGGUGAUGAUGAUGAUGAUGAUUCUUGGGGGGUCGCACAAUCCUUCCUCCAAGAAAUUGGGGAGGCAGCUAGGAGGCCCAGGGAAGGGCUUCUUUGCUGCUGGGCUUCCCUAGGGAGUUGGGGUCGUCUGUGCCAACUCCAGGCAGCUGCUGUGGCCUCAGCCCUGGGCCCCCCAAUUUUGGGUCUUCCGUCCUCAAAUAAACUAUUUUUGCUUGUA
Globicephala melas (long-finned pilot whale) is the source of this 2328-nucleotide messenger RNA. It is a transcript of the gene SLC35E4, whose product is annotated as solute carrier family 35 member E4. Gene Ontology annotation, molecular function: antiporter activity. NCBI's taxonomy places the organism in Eukaryota, Metazoa, Chordata, Mammalia, Artiodactyla, Delphinidae. Gene Ontology annotation, cellular component: Golgi apparatus. The record is from RefSeq and is a predicted model, not a curated record.